GCCAGGGCUGAGAAGAUGGAGGAGAUGGAGCAGGAGCGCAUCGGGAGGCUGAUGACCAGGCUGGAGGACAUGCGCCGCAGCGUGCUGGGCGACGGCGUGAACCGCUGCAUCCUCUGCGGGGAGCAGCUGGGGCCCAGGGGAUCUGCCUGUGUCGUCUGUGAGGACUGCAAGAAGAACGUCUGCACCAAGUGUGGGGUGGAGAGCACCAACAGCCGGCCUCACGCCAUCUGGCUCUGCAAGAUCUGCAGCGAGCAGCGGGAGGUGUGGAAGCGCUCUGGAGCCUGGUUCUUCAAGGGUUUGCCCAAGCAAGUGCUGCCCCAGCCGAUGCCUGUCAGCAAGAACAAGGUACCCCAAGCCCUGAGUGAGCCCAGCCCGUCAGAGCCACCCACCCAGGACCCAAAGCUGCCCUCCAGGGCACCCACCCGAGGCCAGGCAGAGCCAGGGCCCCCAGCCAAGCAGGACUCUGAUGGCAGCGGUGUGGCAGCCCCUGGCCGGGGCAGCGCCGUGGCAGCCGGGCGCAGAGCGGCUGAGGGCAGCGAACACGGCGCCGGGGACGCAGAGAGCGGGGUCAGCAGGAGCCCUGGCGUGAAGAGAACCAACUCCAUGCAAAGCGCACGGGCAGCUCCCCCAGCCGCCGCCAGCCCUGCGCCCGGCCCCAGCCCGGCAGCACCCUCAGUGACCCCAGCGCUGGCAGCCGCAGCCAGGGAGGAGCGAGGAGGGGGCUACGCCGUGCCCCCCGCCAGAGAGGAGCCCCAGCAGCCCCCCGGCGUCCCCAAGCCGCCCGUCCCGCCGGCGCCCCUGCGCCAGCCGCCCCCGCACGAGGAGGAGGAGGAGGAUGCCAACAGCUACGACUCUGACGAAGGCACCACGCUGGGAGCACUGGAGUUCAGCUUGCUCUAUGACCAGGAGAACAGCUCUCUGCACUGCACCCUCAUCAAGGCCAAAGGCUUGAAACCAAUGGACUCAAAUGGCCUGGCAGACCCCUAUGUCAAGCUGCACCUCUUACCUGGAGCCAGCAAGUCCAACAAGCUGAGGACGAAGACGCUGCGCAACACCCGGAACCCCGUGUGGAACGAGACGCUGGUGUACCACGGCAUCACGGACGAGGACAUGCAAAGGAAAACCCUCAGGAUCUCUGUGUGUGACGAAGACAAAUUCGGCCACAAUGAGUUCAUUGGAGAAACCAGAGUUUCCCUGAAAAAACUCAAAGCCAAUCAGAAAAAGAACUUCAACAUCUGCUUGGAGAGAGUAAUACCAAUGAAGCGAGCUGGAACGACCGGUGCCUCCCGUGGGAUGGCACUGUAUGAAGAGGAGGUAGAUCGUGGUGGGGACGUGGAGGAGCGUGGCAAGAUCCUGGUGUCCCUCAUGUACAGCACCCAGCAGGGUGGGCUGGUGGUGGGCAUCGUGCGCUGCGUGCACCUGGCUGCCAUGGACGCCAACGGCUACUCCGACCCCUUCGUCAAGCUUUGGCUGAAACCUGACAUGGGAAAAAAGGCCAAGCACAAGACACAGAUUAAGAAGAAAACAUUGAACCCUGAGUUUAAUGAGGAGUUCUUCUAUGACAUAAAACACAGUGACCUGGCCAAGAAGUCGCUGGACAUCUCCGUGUGGGAUUAUGACAUCGGGAAGUCGAACGAUUACAUCGGCGGCUGUCAGCUCGGCAUCACGGCCAAGGGGGAGCGUUUGAAACACUGGUACGAGUGUCUGAAGAACAAGGACAAGAAGAUUGAACGCUGGCACACCCUCCAGAACGAGAACCACGUUGCCAGUGAUUAA
Molecule: messenger RNA, 1776 nt
Organism: Colius striatus (speckled mousebird)
Lineage: Eukaryota; Metazoa; Chordata; Aves; Coliiformes; Coliidae
Gene: RPH3A
Product: rabphilin 3A
Exons: 17
Coding region: 16-1776 (586 amino acids)
Biological process (GO): intracellular protein transport
Cellular component (GO): membrane
Molecular function (GO): small GTPase binding
Source: RefSeq, a predicted model, not a curated record